Neolamprologus brichardi is the source of this 1194-nucleotide messenger RNA. Lineage: Eukaryota; Metazoa; Chordata; Actinopteri; Cichliformes; Cichlidae. The record is from RefSeq and is a predicted model, not a curated record.
AUGGGACUGGUUUCCAUUCGAGAGAUUAAGUGUAAGCGGUUUAGCAAGUACAACUUGGAGGUCCAGUGCCGGCUUCACUGCCAUCACAGCGACCUCAGGUCUGACGUCUCCUCUCUGAAGGCAGUUGACCUGGUUGUUCAGCUGUCCCCUGCUCUAAAAACCAAGCCACACGUGGUUGACUUCGGGACUGUCUUCACCGACCACAUGCUGACUGUCGAGUGGAGCGUGACCGAGGGCUGGCAAGCCCCGUUCAUCAAGCCGUUCACAAAUCUUUCCCUCCACCCAGCCUGUUCCUCGCUACAUUAUGGCAUUCAGCUGUUUGAAGGCUUCAAGGUAUACCGCGGAGAUGACAGCCGACUGCGUCUCUUCCGACCGAUGCUCAACAUGAGCCGCAUGGCUGACUCUGCCAAGAGAGCUUGUCUGCCUGCCUUUGAUCAGACAGAGUUGCUGGAGUGUAUCAGGAGAUUGGUAGAGAUUGACCAGGACUGGGUCCCUCAAUCAGACUCAGCGAGUCUGUACAUAAGGCCAACAUUUAUUAGCACUGAGCCUUCUCUGGGCGUAAAGCGGCCUGGCCGUGCCUUGCUGUAUGUGAUCUUGUGUCAAGCUGGCUCUUAUUUCAACUCUGAGGCAGAUGCCAUCUCCCUGUGGGCUGACCCAAAAUACACACGGGCCUGGAAAGGAGGAACUGGAGACUGCAAGAUGGGAGGGAACUAUGGAUGCUCCCUGUUCGCCCAGUACGAAGCAGAUGAUUACGGGUGUCAGCAGGUGCUCUGGCUGUAUGGACAGGACCACCAGAUAACUGAGGCAGGAACUAUGAAUAUUUUCCUGCACUGGAUCAAUCAGGAUGGAGAGGAGGAGCUUGCAACUCCACCUCUGGAUGGCAUCAUUCUCCCAGGCAUUACUCGACGGAGCAUCCUCGAACUAACCAGGAAAUGGGGUGAGUUUAAAGUGACAGAGCGCUACCUCACCAUGAGCCAGCUAUGCUCUGCUCUCAAACAGCAGCGGGUCAAAGAGAUGUUUGGCAGCGGGACUGCCUGCAUGAUCUGCCCUAUUGGACACAUUGUCUACCUGGGAGAGAACUUGCAUAUCCCCUGUCGAGAUAAGCACUCAGUGAAGCUGACAUCACGGCUCACAAAAGAACUCACGGAUGUACAGUACGGACGCACACCUAGUGACUGGACUUUCAUGGUGUAG